This is a messenger RNA of Wasmannia auropunctata (little fire ant), 2100 nucleotides long. It is a transcript of the gene CCT3, whose product is annotated as T-complex protein 1 subunit gamma. Gene Ontology annotation, biological process: protein folding. The coding region runs from base 171 to 1823 and encodes 550 amino acids. Gene Ontology annotation, cellular component: chaperonin-containing T-complex. The record is from RefSeq and is a predicted model, not a curated record. NCBI's taxonomy places the organism in Eukaryota, Metazoa, Arthropoda, Insecta, Hymenoptera, Formicidae. Gene Ontology annotation, molecular function: ATP binding; ATP-dependent protein folding chaperone; ATP hydrolysis activity. The transcript has 4 exons.
GUGGGACUUUGCGCCUUUCACGCGGCUUCUCUAUCUUAAAGACUGCGUUGGUUAGCGUUUGUUAGCGUUUGUUCCUCAUCCUUUUCUGGAAAAGUUAAAGUCGUGUACACGCCAAUCGGUGAUAUUGUGAAUAACAAGGAAAAAACGUACAACAACAAAGGAAAAACACGAUGUUUGGACCGGGUGCGGCACCAAUUGUAGUUCUCAGCCAGAACACGAAGCGCGACACUGGCAGAAAGGUGCAGAGAGAGAAUAUCCAGGCGGGCAAGGCAAUCGCCGAUGUUAUCAGGACAUGUCUAGGUCCACAAGCCAUGUUGAAGAUGUUGAUGGAUCCGAUGGGUGGCAUCGUAAUGACAAAUGAUGGAAACGCGAUUCUACGCGAGAUCACCGUGCAGCAUCCUGCAGGAAAGUCCAUGAUAGAAAUUGCUAGGACUCAGGAUGAAGAGGUAGGGGACGGUACCACUUCGGUCAUUGUUCUGUCGGGCGAGAUCUUGGCUACAGCUGAACCAUUCUUGGAGCAGAACAUGCACCCCACUGUCAUCAUAAGAGCAUACCGUCAGGCUUUGGAAGACAUGGUCACGAUUCUUAAUGAACAAGUCAGCAUCGAUUUAGAUUGCAGCGACAAAAGUAAACUGGUCCAAGUGAUAAACUCCUGUACAGGCACUAAAUUUAUCCGACGUUGGUCCGAAUUGGCCUGCCAAAUCGCCCUGGACGCUGUUCAUACGGUGAUGCUUGAGGAGAAUGGCAGGCGGGAGAUUGAUAUCAAACGUUAUGCCAAGGUGGAGAAGAUACCCGGUGGUACGAUAGAGGAUAGUACUGUUCUGAAGGGUGUGAUGAUCAACAAGGACGUGACACAUCCGAAAAUGCGACGUUACAUCAAAGAUCCAAGAAUAGUACUUUUGGAUUGUCCUUUGGAGUACAAAAAGGGCGAAUCUCAGACGAAUAUAGAGAUAAUGAAAGAUGUUGAUUUCACAAAGAUUUUGGAACUAGAGGAGGAACAUGUGAAGAAAAUCUGUGAGGAUGUCAUUUCAGUGAAGCCGGAUGUCGUGAUAACGGAAAAGGGUAUAUCAGAUCUCGCUCAGCAUUAUCUCGUGAAAGCGGGCAUAUCCGCGAUACGUAGGUUACGAAAGAGCGACAUUAACAGAAUUGCCCGUGCCUGCGGUGCUACCGUCGUCAAUCGUACCGAAGAACUGAAGGAAGAGGACGUUGGCACUGGAGCUGGCCUUUUCGAAAUCAAGAAACUCGGUGACGAUUAUUUCUGUUUUAUCACGGAAUGCAAGGAUCCUAAAGCUUGUACCAUUAUUCUGAGAGGUGCUAGUAAAGAUAUCUUGAAUGAGACUGAGAGAAAUUUGCAGGAUGCACUGCACGUUGCCAGAAAUCUUCUUAUCGAUCCAAAGCUUGUACCAGGUGGUGGAGCAGUGGAAAUGGCAGUGUCCCGGCUCUUGACGGAAAAGGCGGCAGGUCUCGCAGGUGUGGAACAAUGGCCGUAUAAAGCGAUCGCACAGGCUUUGGAGAUCAUUCCUAGGACGCUGGCGCAAAACUGCGGUGCAAAUACUAUCAGAACUCUAACGGCGUUGCGCGCUAAGCACGCGACAGAGGGAACUACUUGGGGCAUUGAUGGAGAAACGGGAAAAUUGGUCGAUAUGAAGGAACGCGGUAUAUGGGAACCAUUGUCCGUAAAAUUACAGACGUAUAAAACAGCAAUCGAGACAGCUAUCCUAUUAUUGAGAAUAGAUGAUAUCGUUUCCGGAAGUAAAAAGAAGAAAAAUGAGAACGAAAUGGGACAGCCGAGUCAAGUUACGGAAGAGUCUAUGAAAGAAUAAAUAUUUUCGAUAUCCAUAUUUAAGCCUAAUUGCUUUACACUUUCAAGAUUCAAUUAUUUUGCACUUUCGCGUGUUUGUCAAAUUUUUAUCCUAUGUAUGCUUUUUCAAAAAAAAAAGAAAAAAAAUAGAAUAAAAAGACAAGUGCGUCUCGAUUGUAAUAAAAAAAACCUUUUUAUUUACACUACCUCGCGCGCGCGCGCGCGCACACACACAUACAGACACAAACAGAAUGGUAAGCCAUCAUGUCCAAAUUUACAAUUAAAUAUUUUGAUCUUUA